Molecule: messenger RNA, 750 nt
Organism: Penicillium paradoxum
Lineage: Eukaryota; Fungi; Ascomycota; Eurotiomycetes; Eurotiales; Aspergillaceae
Product: EGFR-like transmembrane domain-containing protein
Exons: 2
Coding region: 1-750 (249 amino acids)
Source: RefSeq, a predicted model, not a curated record
AUGUCAAGCCUCUUCAAUCCUCCUGCCUCAUGCUCACAAUCCUGGACAUGGGAACCACCGGCUGCGAACCUCAUCUUGCGUGGCCUCUUGAUACAAAACGCCGUCGACAAUGACCAGGCUGAUACUGGCUGUUUCCCGUCGGGCUACAAUCAAUUCGGAAGAACUAAGCCAUCUGUCAUAUAUAGCCCAGGCUGGUGUCCAGUCGGAUAUACUGCGGCCAAUCUAGUUGUCCACAACCCGGUUACCUCUGCGAUAUGUUGUCUCUUUGGGUUUAAUUAUUAUACACAAACCAGAACCGACAAUGUCAUAUUCGCUGGAUGCACGAGCGGUCUGUCUGCUUCAGAAACUACCAUUGUGACAGUUCGCGAAACCACCGGCGAGGCCACUCAGAUCGUGGGGCCAAUCACCAUGUGGGCACAGCCAAUUCAAGUUCAACUUCAGGAAAAAGACUCGAGCCUCUUUGUUACCUCCUCUCCAAUCACAACAAGCGAAGCAAUGACAGGUGCAACACCAUCCACAGCAGAUCCCAGCAGUCUAUCUCUGUCCUCCGCGUCUAAGCCGACACCUACUGUGAUCUUCACGGACCCAAGCCCCACAAAAACAUCGAACAGCCCGCCGAGAGCAAGCUUUGCCGUAGGCGUAGGGGCCAGUCUUGGCACGGUGUCACUUAUUGUCAUUGCCGGGCUGGCAUUUUGGUUCUAUCGACGCCAUCAGGCAAAGAAAAAGCUAGGCUUGACAGAAACAGAUUAA